AUGAGUUGGAAUCCAACUACUGAUUCAUUUCAUUUCAUCUGGUCAAUCUCACUACUCAAGGAAACAACUGAACGAACCGUACCUUCUACAAUUACUCGACUCUUCGAUCCCCUCGGAUUUCUAUCAUCGAUUUUAAUCAACGCCAAAAUCCUCAUCCAAGAGCUUUGGUCAAAAAACCUAGAAUGGGAUGACUCUUUACCAGCUCAGUUGUACGACAAAUGGACGUAUUUUCUGCAGCAAAUUCAAGAGCUUCCUACAUUAUCAUUCUCUCGAUGGCUUGGAAUAACAUCACAGAAUUCCAUCGAGAUUCAUGGCUUUUCUGAUGCAUCUCAACAAGCUCUGGCUGCUGUUGUAUAUCUUAGGUCCAUUGACCAGGAUGAGAAAGUUCAUACUUCACUCAUUUGUUCUAAGACGAAGGUAGCACCACUUAAAAGGCUGACUAUUACUCGACUUGAGUUGUCUGCAGUUGUGCUCCUCACGAAGCUAGUUCAUCAUAUCGUGCAAUUCUUGAACCUUGACAAAGCACCAGUACAUCUUUGCACUGACUCAGCCAGCGUCUAUACUUGGAUCAGCAAUCAUACUUCGCGAUUGAAGGAGUUUGUUCACAAACGAGUAUGCUUCAUUCAAGAAGCAGUUCCCACAGCAAAAUGGCAUUAUAUACCGGGCAAUGAAAAUCCUGCUGACUGUUUUACUAGAGGUUUGACUCCAAGUCAAUUGUCUUAA
Molecule: messenger RNA, 723 nt
Organism: Belonocnema kinseyi
Lineage: Eukaryota; Metazoa; Arthropoda; Insecta; Hymenoptera; Cynipidae
Exons: 1
Coding region: 1-723 (240 amino acids)
Source: RefSeq, a predicted model, not a curated record